Ricinus communis (castor bean) is the source of this 2041-nucleotide messenger RNA. RefSeq names its product U-box domain-containing protein 13. The coding region runs from base 334 to 1866 and encodes 510 amino acids. The transcript has 2 exons. Gene Ontology annotation, molecular function: protein binding. NCBI's taxonomy places the organism in Eukaryota, Viridiplantae, Streptophyta, Magnoliopsida, Malpighiales, Euphorbiaceae. The record is from RefSeq and is a predicted model, not a curated record.
UUUUUUUAAGGAAAAGAAAAAAAAGAAAAAGACUAUCCAAACAAACCCUUAAAUCACAGUCUCUGAAAAAACACACUCUAUAAUUGAUCUCGCGCUGAGCUUGCUCUGCAAUCUCUCUUUCUCUCUGCAGAAACUCUGAUCACAUUAACCAACAAACACAAUCCCUAUUUUUCUACUAAACAGACACUCUCUCUUUAUAAUAAUUAUCACACAACAUACAAAUAAAUCAAUCAAAACAAAAACGGAGCCAUUGACGGUUUCUCUUUUUUCUUUUUCUUACUUUUUUAAUAGCAAUGUAGCUUCCGCGACAAAGAUAAUCGCACACUUGAACAAAUGGCCGCCAAAUGUACUCACCGGAAUAACAACAUCGGCUCCUUAAUUCUUAACGACCGCCACUCUCCCGCCUCCACCACCUCUAGACAUUUCCGUCUCUGGACAUCUUCAUUUCGCCGAAAAAUCUUUGACGCCGUCAGCUGCGGUGGCAGCUCCCGCUAUCGCCAUCAUGAGGACGACUUCGCAUCCACCACCACAGCAGCCACCGCCACUACCGCUACCGCUACCGCUACCACUACCGCUACCACCACUACAAAUGCUAUCGAGAAGACGAGAAGAAUGAAAAAUGGAAAAUCGGAGAAAUUAUCGGAUCUGUUGAGUGUAGCAGAAGCAGAGAGUGAAAUAGAGACGAGAAAAAAAGUAGAAGAGUUAGAAGAGUUAAAAUCAUUAGUUAAAGAAUUGCAGAUUGAGAAUGAUAGUAAGAGAAAAGAAGAAGCUGCUUCUCGUGUAAGAUUGCUGGCUAAAGAAGAUUCUGGUGUUAGAGUUACUCUCGCUUUGUUAGGUGCUAUUCCUCCUUUAGUCGCAAUGAUCGAUUUCGACAAUGCUGAUCUACAAAUUGCUUCUCUUUACGCCUUGCUCAACCUUGCCAUCGCCAAUGAUGCGAAUAAAGCUGCAAUUGUCAAAGCAGGGGCCGUUCACAAAAUGCUGAAGAUCAUAGAACUACCAUAUCCACCAAAACCAUCUGUAUCUGAAGCGAUAGUAGCUAAUUUUCUUGGCUUAAGCGCAUUGGACUCGAAUAAACCCAUUAUAGGUUCUUCAGGUGCAAUUCCAUUUUUGGUGAAUACCCUUAGAGAUUUGGACCAUAAAUGUAGCAUCCAAGCAAAACAGGAUGCUGUUAGAGCUCUGUACAAUCUUUCAAUAUUCUCUUCCAAUGUGUCAUUUAUUGUAGAAGCAAAUCUGAUCCCAUUUCUGAUGAAUACACUGGGGGACAUGGAAGUAAGUGAAAGAAUUCUUUCGAUUUUAAGCAAUUUAGUAUCUACACCAGAAGGUAGGAAGGCAAUUAGCACCAUGCGAGAUGCUUUUACAAUUUUGAUAGAUGUGUUGAACUGGACAGAUUCACCAGGAUGCCAAGAGAAAGCAUCUUACAUAUUAAUGGUGAUGGCACAUAAAGCCUAUGGGGACAGACAAGCCAUGAUUGAGGCUGGAAUUGUAUCGGCAUUGCUUGAGUUAACACUUUUGGGUAGCACAUUAGCACAGAAAAGGGCUUCGAGGAUCCUAGAAUGUCUGAGAGUAGAUAAGGGGAAGCAAAUUUCGGAUCAUUAUGGUGGAAAUUUGGGUGCAGCGGUGUCUGCUCCUAUUUAUGGGUCUUCAUCAUCUUCAGCAAACCCAAAUGGAGUUUCAAAAGAGUUUUUGGAGGAAGCAGAAGAUACGAUGAGCGAGGAAAAGAAAGCAGUGAAGCAAUUAGUACAACAGAGUUUGCAGACCAAUAUGAUGAGAAUUGUCAAGAGGGCAAAUUUGCCACAAGAUUUCGUUCCAUCGGAGCAUUUUAAGUCCCUCACAGCAAGUUCAACCUCCAAGAGUUUACCAUUUUGAGGUGAUUGUUGCAGCAAGAUACUGGUGGAAAUUGAAGAGCAGCAGUUGCAGUUAGUCUAUUGUUAGCAUAUGGAAUAGCCAUAAUGUGUCAAAUUUUGUAUAAUUUCAGAAUCUUAGUAAAUAUUUUAAUUUUCUUCCGGAAUUGUACUUGAAUGUGUUACAUGAUUUGGUGAUA